Molecule: messenger RNA, 3391 nt
Organism: Patiria miniata (bat star)
Lineage: Eukaryota; Metazoa; Echinodermata; Asteroidea; Valvatida; Asterinidae
Product: zinc transporter ZIP13-like
Exons: 9
Coding region: 141-1448 (435 amino acids)
Biological process (GO): zinc ion transmembrane transport; intracellular zinc ion homeostasis
Cellular component (GO): membrane
Molecular function (GO): zinc ion transmembrane transporter activity
Source: RefSeq, a predicted model, not a curated record
AAAUAAACAUUGAAAAGUCAUCAGACGUUGAGCGUGCAGCUGCAGUGUCUGCUCGCUCACAUGUUCAUGUCACUUUUCGGGACAAAUUUCACCCUUUCCUGCGAUUGUUUUGACCUAACACGAUAUGUGAAGUUGCAGCAAUGAUUCCUCCAACGAGACAUGGGCUUCUCCGUGGAAGAAAGUCGUUUGUUCUCGCCGUUUUAGGUGUGCUUUUGCUGCUGUCGCGGUUGGCGUCGUGUGCGGAUAUCCACCGUGCCAAAACCCACACGGGAAAAGUUUCCCCUUACCCCGGCCGUGAAAAGAGCAAUGUGGACGGCGAGGCUGUCGUGGUGUCAGAUGACGCAAGCGGGUCUUUCUCGGAGUUUGAGACUGAAUCGAAACCCGGAGGACUGGAGGCGUGGGUGUGUGCCUUGCUCGCAACCAUUCUCGUCGGAAUGACUGGAAUUUUCCCGCUGUUGCUGCCCAUUGACAUUGGACCUGACGUUCAGAAUGGAGAUGGAGCAGCCAGGUUUAAGUGCCUCCUCAGUUUUGCAGUAGGCGGUUUGCUUGGCGAUGUCUUCCUUCAUCUGAUGCCAGAGGCGUGGUCACACGUCGCUCCAGAGGAUCACAGCGGUCAGAUGAGGAUUGGAGUUUGGGUGCUGACUGGAAUCUUCACCUUUCUCGUUCUAGAGAAAAUGUUUGGAGAGAGCGAGAGUGACCAAAAAGUGGAGUCGGGCCCCAAGAGCAAAGAAGCGAAAACCUCCCAUGAAGAAGGCAAAGCCAACAAGUACACAACGCUGUCAGAUACCACCUUGCCAGAAUUGGCAAAGAAUGGCCAUGCCACCAUCUUGCCACAGACCAAACCGAAGACCAGGAAGAGAAGAAAGACGCAGGAAAAUGGGCGGGGCAAGGGCGGGGGCGUGGCUAACGGCUCAGUAGCCAAUGGGCACGUCGGAUGUGCUGAACAGAGCACGACAAUGACCAAUCACAAAGCAGACGACAAGGAAGCUAAAGUUAAGGUUAUCGGGUACCUCAAUCUUCUUGCCAAUUUCAUCGACAACUUCACCCACGGCCUGGCCGUAGCUGGCAGUUUCUUGAUUAGCAAUAAGGUUGGUAUACUGACAACUGCUGCCAUACUGCUACAUGAAAUUCCACAUGAGAUCGGUGACUUUGCGAUCCUGUUACGGUCAGGUUUCAACAGAUGGCAGGCUGCCAAAGCACAGGUCUUCACAGCCACGGGGGGUCUGUGUGGGGCCUUGCUGGCCCUCAUGUCAGAGUCCGCCGAAAAAGCAGGUGAUAGUGCAGCAUGGAUUCUACCAUUCACCUCGGGGGGGUUUCUAAAUAUCGCACUGGUGACAGUUCUACCAGAUCUGCUGGAGGAAACCAACCCAAGGGAAAGUGUCAAACAAGUUUUCUUUCUCCUAUGCGGUGUUGCAGUCAUGGGGGCUGUCAAUCUCAUCGCUGAUUGAGAACGACUCUCAGACACACUACAAGUACAUCAUGGCUGUUUAUAUUGUGAGCUAAACGUAACCAGUUAUCUGAGAAGGUAACCUUGUCAUCUAACAGUGACAAAGUUUAUCAACUAUACUGAAAAUUCAAUAUUGGCUUUGCCCUUCUGCAACAUAUGUUUAUAAAAACUGUAUACUAAGUGUUCUCCUGGGUAAUUGUGAGAUAAAAAGCACAAACUGCUCAGGUGGGACUCGAACCCACGACCUCUUGCUAACAAGUGCAGACAUCUUACCACUGGACCACCAAUCUUGCCGGGGUUGGGUGGCUGGCUCGAAUCUGAUGUAGCAGUGGGUACUGUUCUGGUCUAGUGGUAAGACAUCUGCACUAGUAUCUAGUAGCGGGAGGUCGUGGGUUCGAGUCCCACCCAAGUAGUUUUUGAAUUAUUUUUCACAAUCAUUCAGGACAACAUUUAGUAUAGAGUGUUUGUAAAAAAUAAAGUGUCGGUUAAUGGCAAAACCUAAUAUUGAGUUUACAUCACCCCAACGCAAAUUAGAUUUUGUGAUAUAUGCUGAACUUGUCUGGCUAGCUGUGCAAGUAAGUCUGCAGCUAGACAGUCACUAACACCGUUGGUUAGUAACAAGGUAAAUUACUGUGAACAGUUCUCUUUUGGAACUCACGUCAAGUCAUUUUAUAUAAUAUGCAAGAGGUCAACAGCUGUGUCUUAAAGCUUACGCGAAAACGAGUAAUGAGUUAGACAUAUUCCGACUCUGACAAAUGUGAAGUGAUUUUGUUGUGCCUCGUGCGUAGUAAUUUAAUUAAUCCUAUGCAGUAAUGAAUGUUUGAAUGAUAAAGUUGCCUUUGUUGUUUAUGUGGACAAAAUGGGAAACAAACGUUUCUCUAAUACACCAGUUUUGAACCACCAUCAAUAAAAUGGAGAGUUAAUGUAAAAAAAAUUAAACAUAUCAUGAAGCAGACAUUAUUUUUGUGUUGGUUUAGUAAAUUCAGUCGUUAAUCAAGACAUUUUUAAAAAUUUAAAUCAUGGAUAUGAUUGGAUAUAAAUACUAUAUCAUUUGUAUGCGAUGUACUUUAACCACCAAUAUAAAGUGAAACUCGGCAUGCACUUACAUCGAGAAAUGAGUUUGCUUUGCUUCGUUAACGCUGCAAAAUGUAUGAACGUUUGAUGUUUUAAAUUCUUUAAAACCACAGAGUGAUCAAAGUAAUGCAAGUUUAAGAAUAUAUAAUUUUUUUUUGUAAAGGAAUUUAGAAGUGUAAAAUCAUGUUAAUAAUGCUAUAAUCCUGCCAGUUAGAGAUUUGUUUAUGUGAUUCAAAGUAAUCACGAUUUGAGCUUAUUUUAUUUUUCAAUCUAUUUUUCUUACCAAUGAAUAGUGAAGAAGAAUGUGCCAUUUGUUUUAAUUCAUGUAUAUUGAUUAAUCUUUACUUCUAGGUACAAGUGCGUGUAGAAAGAUUUUGUCUGGAGGGUGCUAGAGACAUUUCACAAAUACUGCAACAAUCCAACUUCUGUAACGGAAAGCUAAUUAUCACACAAGUCGGUGGGUGAACAGUGAAUCGAGCUAUAUAAAAUGGAGACAAUAAUCAACUUUUGAUCCUUUGGACCGAACGGAACAAUACUUGUGGAACCCUUGUAAAGGCCGUAAGUUAAUUCACAUAUUAAACUUCAGUCAACACUACAUGUACUUAAAUAUGACCAGAUGAAUGCAAAUUGUGUACUUUCACCGGUGUUGCAAAAAUAAGUGAAGUAAACGACUCCGAAUCAUGUUUGCGGGAUAAACGAUGCAGCAAAGCAACUUUGAGGAAUGUCAUUGUAAACGUUACAGACAGGGUAUAUGUUGUCACCAAAAUAUAAUAAAAACGGAGGUUUGGACAGAGGAUGUAAGUUCUGUGUAAUUUUAAUUCAGCUAUAUUGUAAAUACGUCGCCAAUAAAAUUAAAACUUUUUUUUCAAA